AUGCCCCAAGUUCUGGGAAAGCAAGUUGGCCCUGUCGCCUACGGCCUCAUGGGCUUCACAUGGCGCCCAAAUGCUACCCCUCUACAGCAGGCCAUUGAAGCUAUGCACGCCGCCUCCAACAAUGGCUGCACCCUCUGGAGCGGAGCCGAAUUCUACGGAACUCCAGAGUACAACAGCAUGACCCUGCUCAAGGCUUAUUUUGCAAAGUAUCCUGAAGACGCCGAUAAGAUCACCAUAGCCAUAAAAGGUACCUAUAAUCUCGAAAAAUUCCAGCUCGAUGGAUCCCCCGAGAACGUCCGGAGGUCGAUCAACAACGUGAUCAACCAACUCGGCGGAACCAAGAAGCUUGACCUCUUUGCGCCUUCGAGACGAGACCACAAGGUUCCUUUUGAGACAACCCUCAGCGUCAUCCAGAAGGACGCCGAGACUAUCGAGGAGGCUGUCAAGAUUGCCAAGAUCAGUCUCGUUGAGGUCGAGCUCAGCUUGUUUAGCACAGACAUCUUACAUAACGGCGUUGCUGCCGCCUGUGCGAAGCACAACAUCCCCAUCAUGGCUUAUUCACCCAUUGGACGUGGCAUGCUUACUGGUCGGUUCAACAACAGCUCUGAGUUCCAAGGCCAAGGAAUUGCCAGCCGCUUCCCUCGUUUCCAACCCGAAGCUUUCCAGCACAACCUUAAGCUUGUUGAGCAGGUCAAGGCUGUGGCUGAAAAGAAGGGUGUUACGCCGGCACAACUCGCAAUCAACUGGGUCAGAAGCCUGAACGGCCGCGAAGGAUUACCUACUAUAAUCCCGGCACCAGGAGCAACUACAGUGGUUAGAGUAGAGGAAAACGCUCAACAUUGCCCGCUUUCGGAAGAAGAGAUGAAGACCUUGGAGACGAUAGCCAAUGAUUUCGAGGUUUCUGGAGGGCGAUACCCAGAUGGCAUGCCGAUGGAGACGUAG
This is a messenger RNA of Fusarium pseudograminearum CS3096, 942 nucleotides long. RefSeq lists its product as uncharacterized. NCBI's taxonomy places the organism in Eukaryota, Fungi, Ascomycota, Sordariomycetes, Hypocreales, Nectriaceae. The record is from RefSeq and is a predicted model, not a curated record. The transcript is spliced from 4 exons. Gene Ontology annotation, cellular component: cytoplasm. Bases 1 to 942 code for a protein of 313 amino acids.